Molecule: messenger RNA, 1038 nt
Organism: Guyanagaster necrorhizus
Lineage: Eukaryota; Fungi; Basidiomycota; Agaricomycetes; Agaricales; Physalacriaceae
Exons: 8
Coding region: 1-1038 (345 amino acids)
Source: RefSeq, a predicted model, not a curated record
AUGGUCAGCGAGCGCUACGCCCAUGACAUGAGAAAGGUCAAUCAAGGGGCGGGGAAGCACUGGUUCAUACACAUUCAGCAUACAAAGUCCGAGUUCCGUUCGCAGGAAGAAAGGCCGACGUUGUUGACUACAACUUCCAUCGCAGUAAACGACAAGACAUCCUUCACCGGGGUACGAGAUUACGGCACUUCUGUGGAUAGCUGGGAAAAUGAAGCUGUGGAAGAGAUGCGGUUCGGCGGAGGUUUGGAAGAUAUGGAUGAACUGUCAGAUGACGGGCUGUUUCCACACCCAAACUCUUCGAGGGAGCGCGGAGGCUUGCAGUUGAACAGAGCUGAGAAACUUCCACGCAUGGCGAUUGCGACGGAUUGCAUGACAGCAAUUAAUGAAAGAGCAUGUGCCAGACCACACCCAAUUCGCGUAAAAUUGCCUUCUGCGUCAUCUAUUCCAUCCCGCGUCAUGAUGAUCAUCGCGAACGCAAAUUCUGCGUCAAGCUGUCCUCACGGCAAAUUCAAAUUGAUGAUCGUUGUACAACAUUUGAAGACGAUGAAUGAAUUCACCGCGAAGAUGCUCGAAUACAACGAUAUUGAAUACUUUGCGGCACCAAUGACUCUAAACAGAGUUUCCCUCGACCGGUUGAUCUUGCAUGGGACAACCACUCGCAAGGUGGUGACAGACUGUAGGCAUAUGCAAGCUCAGGGAUUAAGCCUUGACUCAGAAAAUGUUCCAAGUUCUUGCACCAAGAGUAAUAUCGCAAGUAUCCUAAUACUAACCUGCUACCUGAAGCAGCAGGGACGCCGCACAACAGGACGUAAAAAGGCACCUAGGACCAAUGUUAACGCAUAUAUGGGCCUCAACGGCGAUAUAACAAACAGGGUGAAUAUUACGGUCAGUUUUGCCCCUACUAGACCUGUUGGUGAAAUGCUGAGCCUCAUGUACGAAAACCAUAUGAAAACUCACUGUGGAAAGGCUUUCAUUACUGGCAGCUACUGGCCUUGGUACACGAUAACGGUUGCACCAAAAUUGGCAGAGGACCUUUAG